AUGUCUUCAGACUCUUCUCCCUCACUGUUCUCAAAUUCUGUCAAUGAUUCAGAGAAUAUCGGCCCAAAUGAGAACCUUAAUACGGUGACAGAUACCUCUUCACUUCCAGACUGUUUGAAAAAUAUUUCUCAUGGAGCUGUCCUUCUCGAUUUACUGGAUCCUCAAACUCUGGAAUCUCAAACAGUCUGUAAAAUUUGUGGAGGCUAUGCCAGGGGAGUUAAUUACGGAGUACUUUCGUGCGAUAAUUGUAGGGCGUUCUUCAGUCAUUACUUACACCGAAAAAAGGAGUUGAAAUGCCGUAAGAAUAACAAUUGUGUGAUCGAUAAGUUUACAAGUAACAAGUGCGGAAAAUGCAGAAUGGAGAAGUGUCUGCGGAUGGGGAUGAGCUAUAACCUGAAAAAUAUAAGGAAUAAUUCGACUUGUAAGAAAAAUGCAUUGGUUUUGGCUCAGAUUCAUAAAACUUGUAAAGUCUGUGGAGAUGUUCCCGUAGGAAUCGGCUAUGGAGUGUUAUCGUGCGGUAGCUGCAGGAUGUUCUUCCGUAGACAUAAUGGGACAGAUGUACAUUUAUCUUGUAAUAAGGAAGGAAAAUGUGAUUUACGACUGAAGUUUGCAAAAUGUCCAAAGUGCCGAAUGAGAAAGUGUCUAGAAGUGGGAAUGAACACAAAUUCAUUUGUUAAACGACAAGGUAACCUGAAAGUAUUCAAUUUGAAAAUCGAAGCUGACUUAGCACCAAAGUACGAUAAGGCUAUCAACGAAAUAGUCCAAAGUUUUGAAUUAAGUUGUACUUACAAGAAGGAAGAUAUCGAAAAUUUGGCAAAAAGUAACUUUGAUUUGACCCGCUUCAAAGACCCAUUGAUUAAUCGAAUCAAUGCGUGGCAAGUCUAUGCUCCAAUAAUAGAUUUCGAGAAUCAUCAGACUGGACUCUUUGUCAACCGCUUGCCAUCAAUCGACUCUUUCGAAAUAAGCGAUAAGGCUAUUCUGUUCAAACGGAGCAGUUUCUUGAUGUUUAUACUCAGAAACAUCACCAAGUUCAGUUCGGAUGGAUUCAUGCUUCCAUCGAAACGACACAUUCCAUUCAGGACAAUGAAAACGGUCUAUGGGGAUCUAAUGAAUGAAAUUAUUUUGGUUUCCUCAGAUUUUAAAUCGAUGCAGUUGAACCAUCAGGAACUCUCACUAUUCACCGCAUUCAUUUUCCUUCGUCCGAUUACAAGAGGUUCUCAAGACUGGCAAAUAUUCAUUGGUGACUCCACACUGAAGGGAGUUCGUGACUAUUACAGAACAUUGCUCUACCAACUAAUGGCGGAACGAGAAAACACACAAAAAAUAAUUUCCGAUCUUGCGACAAUGACCUUAAAACUUUAUGAUCUUAAUAAAAUCCACAAUGAGACGAUUUCCUUCUUACAAACUAAUUCCAAGUUUAUGAAUUUACCUCCAUUUCUGUGUGAAGUGUACGAUAUUUUGAAACAAGGAGCUAAGGACGACAAUCUAAACUCGGAAAUUCCUAGGGAUGUGUGCCAUGAUGUGACCGAAUCACCUAUUACCCCACGAGCUUCUCUUAUACAACCUGAAAAAGUUGUAAAUUCACUGGUACAAAAUGUUGUGAAGCUCAAAUCGAACAAAAGGGGAAAUAAGCCGAAUCAAGCUAGAAUCUCCUACCAGCAUUUAUAUCGUUCUGCCAAUUCCAAGAACAUAAAGAAAGCUGCUGAAUUGAAGGUACCGGACGACUCCAGUGAUUUCAGUGACCAGCCAGAAGUUAUCAAGUUAAGUAACCCUGCGGCAAGCCAACAACAAGUUACGGAAACAAAUAUGGAGUCAAUUGAUCAAAUUGAAGAAGAGAUGACUCUUGACUAUAUUUGUGACGAUUUGAUACCUCAUUUCGAUGAAAUGGACUACUCGAAGUAUUUGGAACUGGAUCCCGGAGUAUGGUAUUCUGGAAUUGUCAACGAAUUUUCGUUAGGCGAAGAUGAAGGAAUGGAGACUAGAGGCGCAACUCCGGAAAAUAUCUUAUAA
Molecule: messenger RNA, 2010 nt
Organism: Caenorhabditis remanei
Lineage: Eukaryota; Metazoa; Nematoda; Chromadorea; Rhabditida; Rhabditidae
Exons: 10
Coding region: 1-2010 (669 amino acids)
Biological process (GO): negative regulation of transcription by RNA polymerase II; cell differentiation; positive regulation of transcription by RNA polymerase II
Molecular function (GO): zinc ion binding; nuclear receptor activity; RNA polymerase II cis-regulatory region sequence-specific DNA binding
Source: RefSeq, a predicted model, not a curated record